AUGGCAACCUCAGGCUCAGUCUCCAUCACCCAUGUGCCCGCAGAUUGCGGCUCCGUUUACCCAGGAAAAUCAAAGGCACCCAAGGCAUUCCGAGAUGUUGGCAUCGUAGAAAAGCUACGAGAAGCUGGCGUUCCAUCCAUCUCAGAGCACCAUGCCCUGGACUCACCCGCGUCUUACAAAAUAUCGACCUUCUCCCCGGGCCGUGCCCGCAACGGAGACGCCAGCAUAGAAGUGUGCCGGAGCGUCUAUCACACCCUCGCACAGAACCUCGGCGCCUCCCCGUCUACUCAACCCCCCUUCCAGCUCAUCCUCGGCGGAGAAUGCGGCAUGUCCCCGGCCAUCAUGUCCGCCUUCUGGCAUCACGCGGGCUCACAAUCUCCGCCCUUGCGCGUCGGCCUCAUCUACAUCGACGCAGACACGGACUUUGCCUCGCCAACGGACCCCAACUCCACCGGUAUCUUCGCAGGGAUGAACAUGACGCACCUGGUCCGAGGGCCUGGCGCGCUGCAGAGCAUGGAGCAGUUCUCCCGGUCAUCCGACGGCGGGCCCGUCUGCGACUCCUCCAACACGGUCCUGUUCGGGACCAACAUGUCCUUUGCGGGGAACAAGCCCGAGGACUUCGCGUACCUGUUCGACAACGGCUACAAGGUCGUCAGCUCGGCCUCGGUGGCACACGCACCGGAGGAGCGCGCGGGGGAGACGCUGAGGUACCUCGAGGAGAAGGUCGAUGUCAUCAUGGUGCAUCUCGAUGUGGACUCCGUCGAUCCACGCAUGUUCCCACUGGCGCAUUUGCCGAACUACACGGGGGUCGGAUUUGAGGAGAUGAUGCGAGCGUUGAGGGUCUUUGUCGGGAGUGACAUGGUUGGAGGUCUCACAAUUGCUGAGGUCAAUCCGGAUCAUGACCCUGGAUUAGGCAUGGUGGAAAGGCUGACGGACCAGGUUGUAGGGAUGUUGGCGGCGAGGAGUGGGAGGGCGGCGGGUGUCUGA
Diaporthe citri is the source of this 987-nucleotide messenger RNA. RefSeq lists its product as uncharacterized. Gene Ontology annotation, cellular component: cytoplasm. Bases 1 to 987 code for a protein of 328 amino acids. Gene Ontology annotation, molecular function: arginase activity; manganese ion binding. Lineage: Eukaryota; Fungi; Ascomycota; Sordariomycetes; Diaporthales; Diaporthaceae. The transcript has a single exon. The record is from RefSeq and is a predicted model, not a curated record.